Messenger RNA from Zootoca vivipara (common lizard), 2579 nucleotides. RefSeq names its product G protein subunit alpha z (gene GNAZ). Gene Ontology annotation, biological process: adenylate cyclase-modulating G protein-coupled receptor signaling pathway. NCBI's taxonomy places the organism in Eukaryota, Metazoa, Chordata, Lepidosauria, Squamata, Lacertidae. Gene Ontology annotation, cellular component: cytoplasm; heterotrimeric G-protein complex. The record is from RefSeq and is a predicted model, not a curated record. Gene Ontology annotation, molecular function: G-protein beta/gamma-subunit complex binding; G protein-coupled receptor binding; GTP binding.
GCGCCCGAGGCCCCCGAGCGUGGUGUGCUGUGGCGCGCGGCUGCGGGGAGCCACCGAGCAGCCCCAGCGCACGGCCCGCCGCCCGCUCUGGCCGCCCCGCCCCGCCCCUGCUCCAGCUCCUCCUGCGGCACCGGUGGUAGCAGCAGCAGCAGCAGCAGCAGCAGCCAGACGAAGGCGAGGCACGCAUCCCGCGCCGGUGCCCGUCCCGCGGGGAGGAUGGGAGCCCUGGCGCUGACGAAGCCCGGCGGUGGCGGCGGCAGCAGUAGCAGCCGCGGAGAAGGAGGCGGCUGCCUGCCCCGCCUCUGGCGCCUGUGAAGAGGGGGAGACUGUGGCUUCAUGUACCCAAACUUGACCAGCAUAAAGAAUCACGUCUGAAAGGGAAGCCGAAUAAAUGCAGCACAAGACUGGACAGGAGUUUUCACUGCACCUGAUGGCAUUGCUACAGCAACUGGAAACUACGAGUGAAACUUAGAAGUGCAGCAGAAGCCAGGGCACCUCCUCCUUGCCUUUGUGCAGGAGAGCUAUGCAGGAGAGCAAAGGGGGACACUGGGCAGAUUUUGACCACUCUGUGGGCAAUGAAAGCUUCAUACGAGGAACGUGCAAAUGCUUCCUCAGAAAAUGGGAGUGCUAAUGAGCUCUGCUGAAGCUACUGUUUGUUUGUGGUUGUCUGUUAUGACUUUGCAACCUUCCUGGGACUGAAGUACUUGGUCCUGGUCUAUUGGAGGGCAUCACAAAUUGGACAGUACUCUCACCCUGCUCCCAGAAGAUACACCUGAUAAAAAGAAUCGCUGCAGUUAUUUCUGGGAAGCAGAGAGAGAGAGAGAGAGAGAGAGAGAGAGAGAGAGAGAGAGAGAGAGAGAGAGAGUCUACAGCUAUCCCCUUCUGCUAGUCUCUGCUGUACCAUGGGAUGUAGGCAAAGCUCUGAGGAGAAAGAGGCAGCGCGGCGGUCCCGGAGAAUUGACCGCCACCUGCGCUCUGAGAGUCAGCGGCAGCGGCGCGAGAUCAAGCUUUUACUCCUUGGCACCAGCAACUCUGGCAAAAGCACCAUUGUCAAGCAGAUGAAAAUUAUCCACAGCGGUGGCUUCAACUUGGAGGCCUGCAAGGAGUACAAGCCUUUGAUUAUCUAUAACGCCAUCGACUCCCUCACUCGCAUCAUCCGCGCCCUGGCGACUCUGAAAAUCGAGUUCCACAAUCCCGACCGCGCCUACGAUGCGGUGCAGCUUUUUGCUCUGACGGGCCCUGCGGAAAGCAAAGGGGAGAUCACGCCUGAGCUGCUUGGGGUGAUGAAGAGGCUCUGGGCUGACCCUGGGGUACAGGAGUGUUUCUGUCGCUCCAACGAGUACCAUCUAGAGGAUAAUGCUGCCUACUACUUGAAUGACCUAGAAAGGAUUGCUGCAUUAGAUUACAUCCCAACAGUUGAAGACAUUCUGCGCUCUCGGGACAUGACCACAGGGAUUGUGGAAAAUAAGUUUACUUUCAAAGAGCUGACUUUUAAAAUGGUGGACGUUGGCGGGCAGAGGUCGGAGCGCAAAAAAUGGAUCCACUGUUUUGAGGGAGUUACAGCAAUAAUUUUCUGUGUGGAGCUGAGUGGAUAUGACUUGAAGCUGUAUGAAGAUAACCAAACGAGUCGGAUGGCUGAGAGCCUUCGCCUUUUUGACUCCAUUUGCAACAACAACUGGUUUAUCAACACCUCCCUCAUCCUCUUCCUGAACAAGAAGGAUCUGCUGGCCGAAAAAAUUCGCCGCAUCCCUCUGACAGUCUGCUUUCCGGAGUACAAAGGCCAAAACACUUACGAGGAGGCAGCUGUCUACAUCCAGCGUCAGUUUGAGGACUUGAAUCGCAACAAGGAGACCAAGGAGAUAUAUUCACAUUUCACUUGCGCCACUGACACCAGUAAUAUCCAGUUUGUGUUUGAUGCGGUGACAGACGUCAUCAUUCAGAACAACCUCAAGUAUAUUGGUCUUUGCUGAGGAUCUGUGCAGAUGAAUCUGGUUUCUUAAGGUGAUGUGAAACAGGCAAGCCACAGCUGCUUGCCACAGUGGAAACAAUGGCGCAGUGCUUGGAAGACCCAGUCAUAGAAGGGAGAAAUCUGAUGUAUGUUCACAGAUCCCUUCAACUGCCCACACACCUUUUUGCAAAAACAAUGUCUUGGAGUGUGCAAACCUCCCACCAAAUGGCGAUGUUCUGAACUGUAUGGAAGUGUUUUCACUACUAUCACAUCAUCCACUGGCUCAUUCUGUCUGUUUCAUUCCCACCCACCCCCCAACGAGAUAGCAGAGCUUUCCAUGUUCUAUGUAUAAUGAGACAGAUUGUUGUCCUUAUUGUCCUAGAAACCAUCAUACUGUUGGAAUGAUGCAGAGCUGGUGAGUUGGGGAGAGGGCUGUGUUGCAACUCCCAACCCCCAAGAGGAAAGAGACCAGAGGCUAGAGAACAGGCAUAUCUGAGGAAAGGGUUCCUUUAACCUACAGUCUGGUACUUGACCUGUAGAUCAUGUACACAUGGAUCAAGCGUGCACAGGCACCUAACUUGCAGCAAGUACAAAGUACAUACUAGAUACACACAUUGUCUUUGCAUCAUGG